Molecule: messenger RNA, 1678 nt
Organism: Patella vulgata (common limpet)
Lineage: Eukaryota; Metazoa; Mollusca; Gastropoda; Patellidae
Product: zinc finger protein 664
Exons: 2
Coding region: 236-1441 (401 amino acids)
Biological process (GO): regulation of transcription by RNA polymerase II
Molecular function (GO): DNA-binding transcription factor activity; RNA polymerase II cis-regulatory region sequence-specific DNA binding
Source: RefSeq, a predicted model, not a curated record
UCCACGUUAAUGAGUUUUUCGUGUUGAAGGGUCCUCGUCUGAAAUCUAUAUACAACCAUCUCUGCUGUACCGGAAAUGGAGAUGUCAAAGGCUGAAAAAUCAGACCGAAACCCGUGUCAAUGCUGUCGUCGGUGUAAUCGAUGGUUGUUUGGUGCUCGUAUGAUCGGAACAGUUCCAAGAAUCGUCAUCCAAUCUGAAUAACUAUAAAUAAAUAAUAACCGUUGCUAACACAAUAAUGGAAACUAAUGAUGUUUUAACUUUCCAUCAGUGUGUUAUAUGUGAUACUAUUUUCCAACAACUUGAGGAUUUAGAAAAACACAACAAAAUACAUGUUAAAGAAGAGAAAACUGAUGACGUAGACGGAUAUUCUCAUGUUAAAGAAGAGAAAACUGAUGAUAUUGAAACUGUUUAUCAGUGUAAUUUAUGUGAUGAAGAAUUUAAAUCUGGCACUGAUUUAGAAAAACACUGUGAGAUACACGUUAAAUAUGAGGAUUCUGGUUUGCAACAUGGUAAUCCUUCAAAACAGGAUAAAAGAUCUACCAAAAUUCAUGGGGGCAAAACAACUUUUGAAUGUGAUGUUUGUGAUAAAUCAUUCACUUUAAACGGUUAUCUAAGGAAACACAGGAGAAUUCAUACUGGUGAAAAACGAUAUAAAUGUGAUGUUUGUGGUAAAUCAUUCACUCAGAAUCGUAAUCUCCAAAGCCACAAGAGAAGUCAUACGGGAGAAAAGCUUUGUAAAUGUCAUGUUUGUGGUAAAUCAAUUGUUGACUCCUGUUCACUUCGAAGGCAUAUGUUAGUUCACACGGGAGUUAAAAGCUAUAAAUGCGACGUUUGUAGCAAAUCAUUUGCUUUGCAUUGUACGCUUCAUAGACACAAGAGAAUUCAUACUGGUGACAAGCCUUAUAAGUGUGAUGUUUGUGGUAAAACAUUCACUGAAUGUGGGUCUCUACAGAGACAUAAAAAGACCCAUACAGGCGAAAAACUUCAUAAAUGUUAUGUUUGUAGUAAAUCAUUUAGUAGGAAAACUAUUCUACGGAAUCACACGAGAAUCCAUACCAGUGAGAAACCGUAUAAAUGCGAUGUUUGUAGUAAAUCAUUUUUUACAGAAUCUCGGCUCCAAACACACACGACAGUUCAUAUGGGAGAGAAGCCUUAUAAAUGUGAUGUUUGUAGUAAGUCAUUUGGUAGGAAAUUUAAUCUGCAGAUGCAUAUGAGAAUCCAUACAGAAGAAAACGGAAAUAUACAGAGUUGUGGUCUACAGAGUCACAUGACAAUUCAUACUGAAGGAAAUAUACAGAGUUGUGGUCUACAGAGUCACAUGACAAUCUAUAACGGAGAAAAACUUUUUAAAUGCGAUGUUUGUAGUAAAUCAUACUUUGCAGAAUGUAAUCUCCAAACACACAUGAGAAUUCAUUCCAGAGACAAGUUUUAUUCGUUGUAAAUCAUUUUCUCAGACAUAAAAAAUACACAUGAUAAAUCUUUCUGGUGAACAAAGACACGUGUUAAAGAUACAUUAUGGGAGAUUAGAUAAAGAGCUGGCAGUUCUCACUAUAAUAAUUAAAAACUAGAUAAUGUAAAGGAAAUUUGCUAAAAAUUUCAGUCAACCGAGAUUUUAGUGAUUGAAUUUUCGGCCUAGUCUCGAUCAUCAUUACUAAAGUCAGUACAAUAAAAAACAUAG